Molecule: messenger RNA, 2487 nt
Organism: Puntigrus tetrazona (Sumatra barb)
Lineage: Eukaryota; Metazoa; Chordata; Actinopteri; Cypriniformes; Cyprinidae
Exons: 2
Coding region: 175-1665 (496 amino acids)
Biological process (GO): protein dephosphorylation
Molecular function (GO): protein serine/threonine phosphatase activity; cation binding
Source: RefSeq, a predicted model, not a curated record
UCCGCCCAAGAAUAUAAAUAGAAUGGACUUUGUACUUUCCCAUUCCUUGAAAAUUGUUUUAAAACAACGUGUGAAAAUGAGGAAGCAGAUUUGCGAAAUAUAAAAAGUCUGCAAAGGUGCGUUUACAGUAUUCACAUCAGCUGUAAAAGGUUCAGAAUCCACCGUUUGGCAUAAAUGUCUUCGACUACAGUGCACCACUUUAAACAUCAGUGGUCAUUACAGAGAUGGAAAACAGCAGUGCAGGGAUAUUUGACUCUACAGUCUAAAACCUGCACAAAUCCACCAAUGAUUCUAAACCCCAGAAGAAAAUACACCGGCAAAGCGAAAGAGAUGUCACUCACACAAAUACACCAUGCUUUGAAAACCAAUGAAUAUAGUUUAAAACCAAAUGGCUAUGACGUACGGUAUAACGGAUUAAUAAAAGGGUUUGACAGUAAUAUCCUACCAUCGAACUCCCCGUGUGAAGACAGACGGAGCGCUGCAACAUGUCUACAGAGCAGAGGCAUGCUGUUCGGAGUGUUUGAUGGCCACGCAGGUUCUGCUUGUGCACAAGCGGUUAGCGAACGCCUCUUUUACUACAUAGCCGUGUCUCUACUUCCGUUAAAGACUUUAACUGACAUAGAGGAGGCUGUGGAGAGCGAACGGCCUGUACUUCCGGUGCUACAAUGGCACAAGCAUCCUAACGACUAUGUUAGCACAGACGCUGGCAAGCUUUACUUCAAUAGCCUGAGGACAUACUGGCAGGAGAGGAUAGAUCUGCACGAGGAUGAUGAUAGUGACAAACAAACAGCUUUAAGAAACGCUUUCAAGAGACUGGAUAACGAUAUUUCCUUGGAGGCCCAGGUGGACUUUGGGGUUCCUUUCGCUCAUUUCACACCUCUCAGAGUGGCUAUGUCUGGAUGCACGGCUUGUGUGGCUCACGUGGACGGAGACGAUCUUCAUGUGGCCAAUCUGGGGGACAGCAGAGCAGUACUCGGGGUACGAGGGGACGAUGGUAGGUGGUCAGCUUUCUCGGUUACCAAUGACCACAAUGCCCACAACUCAGACGAGAUGCAACGGGUUCUUUCAGAGCAUCCUGCUUCUGAGCGGAAGACGGUGGUGAAACAUGACAGGUUAUUGGGCCUGUUGAUUCCUUUCAGGGCUUUUGGAGACAUGAAGUUUAAGUGGAGCGGUGAGCUCUUGAGUCGCAUUUACGAGGCACGCCCGGAGAUGCUGAUCGGAAACGAAAAUGCAAAAAUGAUGCUACCAAACUACCACACACCACCUUACCUCACAGCAGAUCCAGAAAUUACUUAUCACAAGUUGCGACCACAGGACAAAUUCUUGAUUCUAGCUACUGAUGGUCUCUGGGAUCUGAUGCACAGGCAGACUGUGGUACAGGUCUUGGGGGAACAACUGUCUGACAUGCAGUGGAAGAAGCCAGUGUCUGGACUGCGUUUUACGGUGGGGCAGAUGCAAAGACUGCUGCAGGAGAGGAAGAGUAGGGCUCUUUCUGCUCUGGAGGAUGAGAACAGUGCUACUCAUCUGAUCCGUCACGCUCUGGGCAGCAAUGGCUACGGCUCUGUUGAAUCCAAGCGUAUAGCCAAAAUGCUCAGCCUGCCACAGGACUUGGCAAGGAUGUACAGAGAUGACAUAACAAUUGUAGUCAUCCACUUUAACAGUUAAUCUUCUUUUUUUUUUUUAUAUUGUGCAUUUUUGAUGUACAUAUUUUACAUUAAAUAAUGAUUAUUCAAAUGUCCAGGCUGUCUGGAAAGAAUUGUCAUGUAAUGGGAGAUAAAAUACUUUGUACACUGGACAAUUAUAUCUCAGUCUAUUUCAAAGGUGAUUUAGGUUUUGAAAAUACAAAAUCACAAGGAACCAAGUCUGGGCUGAGAGCAUUGGGCGAUUUGAUUUGAUGCACAGGCAGGUGCAUUGAUUGACCUAUAGCUGCAGCCAUUUUUAUCCCAUUGCAUUCUCAUUUUCUACUUUUCAUAAUAUAUGUCUGGAUACUUUCUGGACAGCCCUUUUUGAGUUUAAUACUUAUUAACACAGACCAAUAAAUAUAGCAUCAAACCUCAGCAAUGCCACAGGUUUUGUUUUUAACAAGAAUUCGGUUCAAAUGAAAUGAGCAAUUUUCUUUAUCUUGGCUUUAUUUGAAAUGAACUUUCAUCAAGGACUUUACAAAAAUCAAAUCUUGAUUAGAAAAACAAGAUGUUUCUAAACCUUAUGGUCUCUAAAUGAACAAAAGAUUUGUCAGCCAUUUAGUUCCCACAGCUCAUAGAGCCAAAAAGUUGAAUAUGUUCAUGUCUGAUCAAAAUUGCAGUUUAAAUCCAAGCCUUUUUAUAUUGUGUAUCUGUCAAUAUUGUACACUUCCUCAGGUGAGAAACAUGCCAAUCAGAUCUAUCACAAAGACAAUAAGUUGAAAGGGGAAAAAAAAAUUAUGUACGAACAAUAAAAGAUCAAGAAGCAAAAUUCAAUAAGUAGGCUGUACAUAGGAAACUUCUUUUA